GGCCAGCCUUUAUUAACAUAUGUUUCAGGGCUCUCUGUAUUUCGUGGCUUUCCACUUCACCUGAAUGCCCUGUUUCUUAGCAGUUUCCUUAGUGACCAGAAGUCCCAGUUGUUAUUUUCAAUCUCAAACAGCUGAACAGCACUCCUUUCCAAACUAGCUCUCCUAAAUUCCCGUUGUUAGAGCCGGUGUCUAUAUUUAGCCGGUGGGAUUAAAUUGCAAAGGCUUCAGGCUGCGCAGGGCAUACUGAUCUGCCUUUUUACAGCUAGACCUGUGUGCAACCAGGAGCGAAGACCCUCAGUGUCCCCCUCCUUACCCAGGUUCCUCACAGAAUGGAUUCCCAGCGGGAGCUUGCAGAGGAACUCCGGCUUUACCAAUCCACCCUUCUUCAGGAUGGUCUAAAAGAUCUCCUGGAAGAGAAAAAGUUCAUCGAUUGCACCCUAAAAGCAGGUGACAAAAGUUUUCCUUGCCACAGACUGAUACUAUCGGCUUGUAGCCCUUACUUCCGUGAGUAUUUUUUAUCUGAAAUUGAGGAGGAGAAAAAAAAGGAGGUAGCGCUAGACAACGUGGAUCCUGCUAUACUUGAUUUGAUCAUCAAAUAUCUGUACUCUGCCAGUAUCGAUCUCAAUGAUGGGAAUGUGCAAGACAUCUUCGCCCUGUCCAGCCGCUUCCAGAUCCCGUCCGUGUUCACGGUCUGUGUGUCUUACCUUCAGAAAAGACUGGCUCCCGGGAACUGUCUGGCCAUCCUAAGACUAGGGCUGCUUCUCGACUGCCCGAGACUUGCCAUUUCUGCCCGGGAGUUUGUGUCUGAUCGCUUUGUGCAGAUUUGUAAGGAAGAAGAUUUCAUGCAACUGUCCCCACAAGAACUGAUCUCCGUCAUUUCAAACGACAGCCUCAACGUAGAAAAGGAGGAAGUAGUAUUUGAGGCCGUGAUGAAAUGGGUGCGGACAGACAAAGAAAACAGGGCAAAAAAUCUGAGUGAGGUGUUUGACUGUAUUCGUUUUCGCCUUAUGGCAGAGAAAUAUUUCAAAGAUCAUGUUGAGAAAGAUGACAUAAUUAAAAGCAACCCAGAAGUCCAGAAAAAAAUCAAAGUUCUAAAAGACGCUUUUGCAGGCAAACUUCCGGAACCCAGCAAAAAUGCAGAGAAGGCGGGGGUGGGCGAGGUGAACGGCGAUGUUGGUGAUGAAGACUUACUUCCUGGUUACCUGAAUGAUAUCCCCAGGCAUGGAAUGUUUGUUAAAGAUCUCAUCCUCUUGGUCAAUGACACAGCUGCAGUAGCGUAUGACCCCAUGGAAAAUGAGUGCUACCUUACUGCCCUAGCAGAGCAGAUCCCCAGAAACCAUUCCAGUCUUGUUACCCAACAGAAUCAGGUCUACGUGGUCGGGGGACUGUAUGUGGACGAAGAAAAUAAGGAUCAACCCCUGCAAUCGUACUUUUUCCAGCUUGAUAACGUAACAUCUGAGUGGGUCGGACUUCCGCCUCUCCCAUCAGCCAGGUGUCUCUUUGGUCUGGGAGAAGUAGAUGACAAAAUCUAUGUGGUGGCCGGCAAAGACCUUCAAACAGAGGCUUCACUGGAUUCUGCGCUAUGCUACGAUCCUGUGUCUGCAAAGUGGAGUGAAGUGAAAAAUCUUCCUAUUAAAGUUUAUGGCCAUAAUGUGAUUUCACACAAUGGGAUGAUAUACUGUCUAGGCGGAAAGACAGAUGACAAAAAGUGUACAAAUAGGGUAUUUAUCUACAACCCCAAGAAAGGAGACUGGAAAGAUCUGGCUCCGAUGAAAACCCCUCGUUCCAUGUUUGGCGUGGCAAUCCAUAAAGGCAAGAUUGUGAUCGCAGGAGGUGUCACUGAAGAUGGUCUUUCAGCUUCAGUUGAAGCCUUUGACCUCAAAACCAAUAAGUGGGAAGUGAUGACGGAAUUUCCCCAAGAAAGAAGUUCUAUCAGCCUGGUGAGCCUGGCGGGAUCCCUGUACGCCAUCGGCGGCUUUGCGAUGAUCCAGCUGGAAUCUAAAGAGUUUGCACCCACUGAAGUCAAUGACAUAUGGAAGUAUGAAGAUGAUAAAAAAGAAUGGGCUGGGAUGCUGAAGGAAAUUCGUUACGCUUCGGGAGCUAGUUGCCUAGCAACGCGCUUAAAUCUGUUUAAACUGUCUAAACUAUAAAGGAGGUGACAAAGACACGGUUUGAGAGGUGCCUUGUUGGGACAAGAGGCUUUAAUUUAUUGUCAUUCUUUAAGCCUAUACAAUGAUUCACAUAGGGUUACAGGGAUUCAUGCAGUUUCUAUGGGGUAAAACAGUGUCACCGAAUCCCAGAGUUUUUCAGUGUGCCAAGUAUAAAACCAUUUGCUAAGUUUAGUAUUCAGUUGAACAAUAUAUUUUGUUAAACCUUUCUCAAAGAAGUGAGCUGUCUACAUCUGAGCUGUUUACUAAUCCUUUGUAUUAAGGUACAUCUGCUUGUUUUCUAUUAUAAAUGAAAUGCAUCUGUCUACGUUCUUAAGAAAUGUUUGAAUAACGGAAACCUCUCCCCACUUUGAGCUACAGCAGGAAUCUUGUGCAUUAUAAUGAAGAUGACUGGAAAUGCUGUUUAGGAAAUAUAAUAAAUGAGUCUCCAGUCCUUCCUCCCAU
This is a messenger RNA of Mus caroli (Ryukyu mouse), 2612 nucleotides long. RefSeq names its product kelch like family member 41 (gene Klhl41). Gene Ontology annotation, biological process: regulation of skeletal muscle cell differentiation; regulation of myoblast proliferation; regulation of myoblast differentiation. The record is from RefSeq and is a predicted model, not a curated record. Gene Ontology annotation, molecular function: protein binding. Gene Ontology annotation, cellular component: M band; sarcoplasmic reticulum membrane; cytoskeleton. NCBI's taxonomy places the organism in Eukaryota, Metazoa, Chordata, Mammalia, Rodentia, Muridae.